Pimephales promelas (fathead minnow) is the source of this 4762-nucleotide messenger RNA. NCBI's taxonomy places the organism in Eukaryota, Metazoa, Chordata, Actinopteri, Cypriniformes, Leuciscidae. The record is from RefSeq and is a predicted model, not a curated record.
GCUCUUGGUAUGGCUGCGAAGUCCUCAGAGCCGGGGUCAGUUUCCAUUCCCAUGGAGGAGACUAAGCGUGCGGGAGGAGCCCCUCAAGACGCUGCCAUGCUGACCCACCUGAAGAAGGUGGAGAACCAUAUCACCGAGGCACAGAGGUUUUCUCACCUGCCUCGGCGUUCAGCAGUGGACUUGGAGUUUACAGAGCUUUCCUACACCAUCCGCGAGGGCCCCUGUUGGAGGAGGCGAGGAUUUAAAGCCCUUCUGAAGUGUCUGUCCGGAAAGUUCUGCAGUCGGGAGCUUAUCGGAAUCAUGGGACCCUCCGGGGCCGGCAAGUCCACACUCAUGAACAUUCUUGCCGGCUAUAGAGAGACAGGCAUGAAAGGACAAAUUCUGGUAAACGGGCGACCCCGUGACCUCCGCACCUUUCGAAAAAUGUCAUGUUACAUUAUGCAAGAAGACAUGCUACUGCCAAACCUAACAACACGAGAGGCAAUGAUGGUUUCUGCUAACCUUAAACUUAAUGAAAGUAUGGACGUGAAAAAAGAACUGGUGAAUGAGAUCCUCACAGCAUUAGGACUGCAGGAGUGCGCCCAAACUCGCACCAUCUCCCUGUCGGGUGGCCAGUGUAAGCGAUUGGCUAUUGCUCUGGAGCUGGUCAACAACCCUCCUGUCAUGUUUUUUGAUGAACCCACCAGUGGUCUAGACAGUGCGUCCUGUUUCCAGGUGGUGUCCUUGAUGAAAUCUCUAGCUUUGGGCGGAAGAACCAUUAUCUGUACGAUCCACCAGCCCAGUGCAAAACUAUUUGAAAUGUUUGACAAGCUUUAUAUCCUGAGUCAAGGUCAGUGUAUAUAUAAGGGGACGGUACCGUACCUUAUCCCUUACCUGAAAAACCUCGGACUCCACUGCCCCACAUACCACAAUCCUGCAGACUUUAUAAUCGAGGUCGCCUCAGGAGAGUACGGUGAUCUGAACCCUGUGCUUUUCGAGGCUGUUCAGGGAGGCCUGUGUUCAGCUGAGAGCAAGAAGAACUCCAUUGACAAGAAUGACCCCACCACAUCCUGUCCCUCCCAGUGUUAUAAUGAUUCAGGCUACAUUGAGAAACACACUUUUGCCACCAGUACCUUCACACAGUUCUGCAUCCUCUUCAAGAGAACCUUCAUCACAAUUUGCAGGGACACGGUAUUAACCCACCUGAGGGUGAUGUCACAUCUGUGUAUCGGCGUGCUGAUUGGUCUGCUGUACCUGAACAUUGGGAAUGAUGCCAGCAAAGUGUUCAACAACACUGGCUUCUUGUUCUUCUCCAUGCUGUUUCUCAUGUUUGCUGCACUCAUGCCCACCGUCCUUACAUUUCCAAUGGAGAUGUCAGUGUUCAUGAGGGAGCAUCUUAAUUACUGGUACAGUCUAAAGGCGUAUUACCUGGCUAAAACCAUGGCUGACAUUCCAUUUCAGAUCAUUUGUCCGAUAAUGUACUGCAGUAUUGUGUACUGGAUGACAAAGCAGCCUCCAGAGGCAGCAAGGUAUCUGCUCUUUAUGGCACUGUCCACCUCCACUGCCUUAGUGGCUCAGUCUCUGGGGCUUCUCAUUGGAGCGGCAUCCACCUCACUUCAGGUUGCCACAUUUGUAGGUCCAGUCUCUGCCAUCCCAGUUCUUCUGUUCUCAGGCUUCUUUGUCAACUUUGACACCAUCCCCAAAUACCUUCAAUGGAGCUCAUAUGUGUCGUACGUCAGGUAUGGUUUUGAGGGUGUGAUCCUCUCCAUCUAUGGCAUGAACCGCUCAGAGCUGGAGUGUCCCGGGGUGGUGUGUAAGUUCCAGAAACCAGAAGAGGUGCUGCAGCUGCUGGAUGUGGAGGAUGCUAAGCUCUAUGUAGACUUCAUUGUGCUGGGGCUCUUUUUCUUAAUUCUGAGACUUGCCACGUACCUUGUUCUGCGGUAUAAAGUCAAGUCAGAGCGUUAGAGCUCCUCUUCAGACAUACAUUUUAUUUAGCAUACUCAUAAACUCAUAAAUGCACAUAAAAAUCUUUUUUGCAAUGGACGCAGAAACCAAUGCACAUUGAUUAUUCGCCAUUUUUUGGCAGUGCAACCUUUAUCCUCAGUUUUUGUUACUUGAAAGAUAUUUUUAAUUCUCUAAGUAUAGAAUAGUAAAUUAAUAUGUAGUUUUUUUUACUUUCAUUUUUAUUUUUUGAAUGUAUUCCAUGCAGUUUAACUGUAAAUCAAUGUACCCGUUACUGAACAUUGAAGCAUGAGUCUGUUGACAGGAUUGGAUGUAUUUACAUUGACAAUUUCGUGACAGCUCCCAAUAGCAUGUGCAUUGGCCAACAGCCAACAUGUGAACAAGUCUCUUUAUACCAGACUGAAGGAACAUCAUAUUAUCUCACUGUUAAUGCAUUUCAAUUCAGACCAAGAUGAAGAACACCAUCAAUAUGUGUUUCGGAAGAGAGUGCGAUGCAUGCUUCGGGCACUUUAGGACAUGCAGUCAGCAGAACCAAGAACUCUGACUGAGGUGUUCGGGAUAUCCUGUAAGAAUCGUCCAACCAGCGUAUCUUCAAUUCCAUUUUUGUCUUCCCACAAUACACUGAGCUUGAGGAGAAAAUAUCUUCUGGAACCUGCUGAACAUAAAGACUUUCAUGAUCUCCCAAGGCAAUUCUGGGCAAAGCCAUGCCAACCUAAAUCCAACCUUCUGAGGAUUGUUGAAGCAAGUGCCCUUGAUGUGAACUGCCUAUCAUUUUUAUCUGAAGGGGAUCUGAAAUCUUGUUUGAAAAACAUUUCGGCAUUUUGUCAGCAUCCAUCUGUCUCGUUACCUUAAAUUAUCUGACAACUGCCUCUUUGGUAUCCUGAGAGAUAAACAAACUAUAGUUUUUGGGCUUUUGCUCUCUCGUUUUCAUCAGGAGGGAUCAAACCUUGAACUUGUACAAUAAAAAAACUCCUUACAGUGACCAAAAAGAAAAAAAAACCCCCCUGAAUUUACUGCUUUCAGCCAGGAACGACAUAUCAAAUGUCAUGAAAUGACAUUUUUCAAAUGUAAAUGAAAAAAAAACAAACAUUUGCAAUCAUAAUGUCUGAUCUUAUACGAACAUCCAUUACUGUUUAAAUAGGACUCUCUGGCCUGUUUCUUUAUGAUUCUUUUGCGACUGUUCCCCGGACACUUAAUCUGCACUGCUGAGGAUAUCAGGACCUUUGCAGAUAGUUGCAAGUGACACGAUCAUAUAGAUGCUGGAUGAACACUUUAUGCCAUCUUCAAUGUGCUUUUCUGGAUGGAUUAAUCUAUGGCUCUUUUUUGCACUUGUAUGUACACCUCCUCUUCCCUGCUUCUCCCCUAAGUUAACAGCCAGGCUAUUCAAUACCGCAAUGCAAACAUCUUCACAAGUGACUCAAUGGACUAUUUUUGAGUCCGGCUAUGUGUUAUGUCUCCUUAUAUAAUGAAGACUACUACUUAUCUUAGUAUACACAAAGAAAAGUAUAUGUGUUAUGCUUUAAUCAAGACUGUAAAUACAUGUAUGCACUUUUUUUGAUGUUGUUUUAUUGGAACUUUUUUGGACAUUCGUUAAUUUUAUUUUUAUAUCCUUAAAUAUGACAUGCAAUUCUUGAAAAGGGAGUGUUGUGACUGGAAACCGCAUGAUGAAUUUGGAAUCAAAACACAAGGUGCUGCGACUGAGGAAUUUUUGUUGCACAUGUGUUGUAAUACUGAAAAUACUCCCAAGUUUUUGAAUAAUCUGCUGCGGGUUAAUUUUAGGACCUUUUGUUAUUGGUUUCAAAUGUUGAAUCUACUUGAGCCAUGUGAGUUGUAAAAAUGUGAUACAUAGGUUUUGAGAGCAGGAACCGGUCCUCAUAAUGUCAGUAGCAUUCAACUCUAACACAUAGUACUGUAAGGUACGGUUGCUCUUUUUCUAGAACAAUCUGUCCACCGUAACAUUGCACACAGCUUUAAAGAUGAUCUUUUGGUCAUUCUGCAAGUGAAGAAUUGCUGCUCUAAAAUAAGUUUUGCUUCUUUGCCAUAUGGUAUACCCAGGGAAAACUAGGUCAGCACUUGGGCGUGGAUGCUUUCGGAACAAGGGAUCAAUGACACUAUUAGCUGCUCGACAGUCAACAAUCCAGCAUUCAAUAUUGCUUGACUCCAACCAAUCAGCAAUUGCUUAGACAAAGUGUUAUCUGUUGUUCCGUAUCCUUUAGAGUCAUUGGAGUGGUUUAGAACAAGGAAAUGUUGUUCACCAUCAAGAAUCUUUCUUCUAAUGGUACACAGACAUAGUAUAGAGAGUUGGAUAAUACCUGUUUCUAAUAGCAAUAGUAUUGUUCUGUGCCUAGUGAGUGAUAUUUCCUUAUCCUUGAAUAUUCAAUUUUCAGCGCUUGUGUGUCAAUUCUCUAUUGUGUACGAAUCAUCAUUUUGCGUUCUGUGUCAUUAGAAUGUGUCAAUAUGUUUUUCUGUAUGUGGAUGUUGAGAGACACACGGAUGAAAUCAUUUCACACUCGUGUUUACUUACGAUAGUUUUUAUUUAAAAGCAAAAUCACAUUCUUUGGUACGCAGCAUGCAAGCCUUAACAAAUAAAAAGUUCCCUCUCAGAUUAGAAAAUAAAAAAGAUAAGCAGGUAAAGUGCAAAUUGAUUUUUGAAAUAUUGAAAAGGACUUUUAUGUACGAAACAUUGUGCAAGGUUUUGGCUUGCACAGCAGAUGUGCAUAGAACAAGAGUUACUGCAGUUAGCUUCCCUCAUCAGAAAUGCAAGUUAUGUGUGCUAAACCAUAUUCAAAUGAUUAUAAUAAAUGCAUUUAUAUAUUAUACA